This is a messenger RNA of Cuscuta campestris, 2148 nucleotides long. NCBI's taxonomy places the organism in Eukaryota, Viridiplantae, Streptophyta, Magnoliopsida, Solanales, Convolvulaceae. The record is from the annotation of a GenBank genome assembly.
ACGAAAAGUAUAUUUGUGGACGGAGGGAGUAUUAUUAAAAAUUAGCACAAAUAAAUAAUGAUAGUGUUAAAUUGAACAAAAAAAAUCCUAUGAUUUGCAGACGGUUUUAAUUCACCGGAAAUCUCUGGGGGCCGGGUUUAUCCACUGCUCCGACAAGCGAAUGGAGGAAGCCCAAGAAGUCAAUGCCGUGUUAUACGAAACCCUAAGCCCACUCCUUGGCGGCGGUUCCACCGAGGACUCGCCGCCCCCAUCACCGUCGCGCGGUUCCGUCAAACUCGACCCGUACACCGUUUUCCGCAACGAAAUUUCUCUAACCUCAACCGUGUGCCCCUUGCCGGAAACUGCCGUGCAGGAUUACUUUUCUCUCGACGCAGGCGAAGAUGUGGGUGAGGUGCAGCGGAAUUUGUUAUCUGCGCCAUCUCCAGCUCCUCCUGUGCAGGUGCCGGUUAAGGAACCGGCUAGGACGAUUGAAGGGAGCUGGUUUCGUGCCAACUGUCGUUUCAGGAGUCCUAUGCUUCAGCUCCACAAAGAAAUAAUAGAUUUUUGUGAUUUCCUAUCUCCAAGCCAAGAGGAGCAAGAGGCACGCAAUGCAGCUGUAGAACGUGUGUUUGAUGUCAUCAAGUAUAUCUGGCCCGAAAGCAAGCCAGAAGUUUUUGGGUCUUUCAGGACAGGGCUGUAUCUUCCAUCCAGUGAUAUCGAUGUUGUCAUUAUGGGUUCAAACAUCAGAAGUCCUCAAAUUGGGUUACAUGCUUUAUCCAAAGCCCUUUCUCAGAAAAAAAUUGCCAAGAAAAUACAGGUGAUUGCAAAGGCCCGUGUACCAAUCAUCAAAUUUAUAGAAAAGAAAAGUGGCAUUUCAUUUGAUUUAAGUUUUGAUUUACAAAAUGGGCCAAAAGCUGCAGAGUUUAUUGUGGAUGCUGUGUCUAAAUGGCCUCCAUUGCGGCCCUUGUGUUUAAUUUUGAAGAUUUUCUUACAGCAAAGAGAGUUAAACGAGGUAUAUACAGGUGGGAUUGGUUCCUAUGGUCUUCUUGUCAUGCUCAUAGCAAUGUUGCGGAACCACCGUGACUAUCAAGCUUCUAAGGAACUGAAUCUUGGAGUGCUUUUGGUUGCUUUCUUUGAUCUUUAUGGUCGCAAAUUGAAUACAUCUUCUGUUGGACUAACAUGUAAUGGAGAUGGAACCUUCUUCCGGAAGAGCACUAAAGGGUUCUCAAUCGAAGGACGGUCUAAUCUCAUAUCCAUCGAGGAUCCACAGGCACCAGAGAACGAUGUUGGAAAGAGCUCGUUCAACUAUUUCCAGGUGAAAUCGGCUUUUGCGAUGGCAUUCUCAACGCUCACUAAUGAACGCGCCGUAUUAAAAUCAGGUCCUUCUAGAAGCAUACUUGGCAUGAUAAUACGACCAGACGACGUGCUACUAGAGCGGAAGGGCGGCAGCGGCGGCGGGGGGUUGUUCCCGGGCGUGGGGCCGCCCUUGUCUCAAGAGAAAUACAGCGACCAGCGCAACGGCAUGCACUAUAACUGGCACAUCCAUUUUGGCGAAGAAGAAGAAGAAUUGCUUCCCCGGGGAAAUGGAAACGGCAUGGCCAAAGAAGACGGACUUUCCUCUGGAAAGAAGAGAAAGAAGUCCAAGGAGAAACAUUCAUCCAAGAAGAAGGUGAAAGAUGAUGGAGAGACGGGUAGCGGCGGGAGGUCAAAGAAUGAUAAGAGUCCAAAGAAAAGGCACCGGAAGGGCGGGGGCGACGAAGACGGGAAGGACAACAACACCCCGAAGAAAAGAUACAAUAGGAAACACGGUGGCGGCACCGGUGCCGGCAGAGGCGGAGGCAGGGGUUCAGUGCCAUGGCACUCUAGGUGAUGAUUUAGUUUGUAGGGUUCAUUGCCUACACAAAGUCCAGUUUUGCAUAUGUAUCUUUGUUGUUGUUAUUAUUAUUGAUUAAAAGUUGGAUUAGAAAUUAAUUAUGAGUCUACCUUAUCUUUUCAGCUUGUACACCAAAAUGUGCAUCAAGUUGCAUGACAGAGGUAAAAAUGAUAGAGAGAGAAUUUUUAAAGAGAAUUAGCAGAAUCAGAUAUACUUUUAGUCCUUGAGUUUGCAUGUAUCCCAACUUAUUAUCUAUUUUUAUGAUUCAUUUGAUAAAAUAAAACUCUGUUCGUCCU